Molecule: messenger RNA, 4989 nt
Organism: Lingula anatina
Lineage: Eukaryota; Metazoa; Brachiopoda; Lingulata; Lingulida; Lingulidae
Product: dual specificity tyrosine-phosphorylation-regulated kinase 2
Biological process (GO): peptidyl-serine phosphorylation; peptidyl-threonine phosphorylation
Cellular component (GO): nucleus; cytoskeleton; cytoplasm
Molecular function (GO): ATP binding; protein serine/threonine kinase activity; protein serine/threonine/tyrosine kinase activity
Source: RefSeq, a predicted model, not a curated record
CGAGCGGCUUCAUGACGUCACAGGGUUGACAUGUAAGCACAGCCAAUAUUUGCAUGGCAACCGGCCUCCAUUAUCCUCCGUUUGAAAAAAAUAGCAACAAAUUGUUUGGCUGUGGGAAUAGGUAGCGACAAGAUUCCUUGGAGAUUGGACGCUUUAGAUUCCAUUCUCUACACUGACUGAUGGACAAGAGCUAUGGUGAAGCGAUCGAGUAGGUUUUAACGUUAGAUUUUAUCUUGUUUCCUGCUGUGAUCGAAAGAAUGUCUACUCGUUUGGUAAAACCUAUGCCCGUACAACGGACACGUUCUUUGAUCGGAAAUACAGACAAUUUUAUUGACAAACCGAACAUGCAUUUACCGCCUAUUACCAGUCAGACGGGUAUAGGGAGUACUGCACAAGGCCACCAUCACGUCGGAGGACAGGGACUGAAGGUACAGCAGUUAUACGAUAAUCAUCAUGACCACAAACACAUACAAAAUGGCGGGGAUCAACAGAAUAAUAACCCCUCACAGUCGCAAGGUAUCCGUCCAACGAGCGUAGGAAGCUCUGGGAGUAAUCGUGGAUCGGCGAGAAAAACAGCAAUGACCCCUGAGACUGCUAUGAAACAGUAUAUGCAUAAACUUUCCUCCUUUGAGCAUCAUGAGAUAUUUAAUUAUCCUCAAAUCUAUUUUGUGGGUCAAAAUGCCAAGAAACGCCAAGGUGUAACAGGAGGGGCUGGGAACAAUGGUUAUGAUGAUGACCAAGGCUCCUAUAUCCAUAUUCCACAUGACCAUAUAUCCUAUCGGUAUGAAGUUUUGAAAGUUCUCGGCAAGGGUAGCUUCGGCCAAGUUGUUAAGGCAUAUGAUCACAAAAACAAUGCCCACGUUGCCUUGAAAAUGGUACGAAAUGAGAAACGAUUCCAUAGACAAGCUCAGGAAGAGAUCAGGAUUUUAGAACAUUUGCGCAAACAGGACAAGGAAAAUAACAUGAACGUUGUACAUAUGAAUGAACAUUUCAAUUUCCGUAAUCAUAUAUGCAUCACAUUUGAGCUUCUAAGCAUGAACUUAUAUGAACUGAUCAAAAAGAACAAAUUCCAGGGAUUCAGUCUACAACUGGUACGCAAGUUUGCUCACUCCAUCUUGCAGUGCCUGGACGCCUUAUACAAGAACCGCAUUAUUCACUGUGAUCUUAAGCCUGAGAACAUUCUGCUGAAACAACAGGGUCGCAGUGGAAUCAAAGUCAUUGACUUUGGUUCAAGUUGCUACGAGCACCAGCGCAUCUACACGUACAUCCAGUCCCGUUUCUACAGAGCACCCGAAGUGAUCCUUGGAUCGAAGUAUGGCAUGCCUAUAGAUAUGUGGAGCCUGGGCUGUAUCCUGGCUGAGCUCCUCACCGGAUACCCUCUGUUCCCCGGGGAGGAAGAAGGAGACCAGCUUGCCUGCAUAAUAGAGCUCCUAGGUAUGCCACCUCAGAAGCUGCUCGAUCAAUCCAAACGUGCCAGAAACUUCAUCAGUUCCAAAGGGUUCCCCCGCUACUGCACUGUCGUCACACAGGCGGAUGGACAAACGGUAAUGUCCGGAGGGCGCUCAAAGCGUGGGAAGGCGCGGGGACCACCAGGCAGCAAGGAGUGGUCAGCUGCAUUGAAAGGUUGUGAUGAUCCGCUGUUUCAAGAUUUCAUGCGCCGUUGCCUGGAGUGGGACCCUGCAACGCGGUUGACCCCAGCACAGGCACUGCGACAUGCAUGGCUGCGACGCCGCCUUCCCAAAGCACCAAAUGAGAAUGCGACGAGAAAUACGUCGGCUACAGGCAGUGGGAUCAAGCUGCCUAAUGGAAUUCCCAGUGGUAAAAACCGAAUUCCACCCAUUUCUGAGGACCCUGCUCUCAACACCAGGACUAAAUUACCACAAAUAGGCUCAACAUCAUAAGGAUUACCAUAUCCUUAAGUGCAAGUAUAUCAAAAAUGUGCAUUUUAACUGAGGAAAAAAAAAACAUUCAGGAAUACUGUCUAAAAUGGAAUGGAUAAUUUCCAUUUGAGGGUGAUGAGAAAAAAAUUCAAUUAAAUCAGCCGUCCAUUUAUUGACAAAAAAGUGAUCUCUGUUUGAAGCCUGCACCACCACUAGUAGAGAUACAUACUUAAUUAACGACUAUUGGAGAACUAUAAUGGAAAGUAUUAUGAAUCGGUGAUGAAAGGAUGGACUGUGAUGUUAUUCUGUAUAUUAGCGCACGACUAUAGGAACAUUGUGUACAUAACAAACAAAACCAAACUCCUUUUUUAUUAAGAAGUCAUCCGGUGUUGUCUUAUCUACAUUGGAGCUCCCCCAGAGACUAGUAAUGCACAAUAAUGGGGGAACAUUUUAAUUAAUGCUAGGAGAUUCUACUGCCAUAUCUUGGGUUAAAGAAACAACAGCAAGAGACUGCUGAGUAAUAUUUCACAGGCACUGGUCCUUCUUUAUUUAAGUUUAUAUAUUAGGAAGCUGUUUUUCAAUGCAAUUCAAUAAUGUUCUCUUCAAUGUUGACCAAUUUGUGAGGUGAGUUUUUAGUUCAAAUUUCAUUUUAGAAUCAAAAGAUCCUGUUAGCUUGAGGGGUUUUGUUGAGUAUGGAUUUUUUUCCCUUUACAAUAAGCAUAGGCACUAUUGUGUCUGCGCAAAGUUUUAUCGCUUUUACCAUUAUAGUGUACACAUUCUCUUUUGCAUUAUUGAAAAGGUUGGGGCCAUUCUGGUUUCUCAGAUGUGCCGUCAUUUUACACAAAUUGAUGCUGGUAUACAAAGUUGCUUGGUUACUAGGCUUGCUUCAGCUGUUUGCAUCAGAUUGCAGUAGACAGAACAAUUUAUUACGAUUUUUUUUCACAUGAUAUCCUGCAUGUCCAGGGAGUAGGAGUAAAUUGGAUGUUUUUUAUCAGAUUGACUUUUAUUGUCAUUAUAAGAUGAUUAAUCUACACCAAUAUUAUGGAAUCUGCCGAGUAUUGCAAAACGCCAUUGCUCAUUUUUAGUUGAUAAUCGGUUUUUAUGUUUUGCUGAUAGUGCAUGGUCUACGGAAACAAGUCUCAGAACAAGGAUAGUUUUAGAAUGUACCGAGCAUUUCUAGAAUGUCAAGUGUAUACACGGUACUUUUUAAAGUGGUAAAGUAGGGAAAAAAAUCAAUAAUGAGAACUGCUGUCUACACAUGCCCAACAAUCACCUAUUCGAAAGCCAGCUUGCUGGGUCUGCAAAAUUGACUUGAGAGUCCAGCUGUGGGUCAUACACGGCUAUUAUUCAUACAGAAAUGAUUACAGAAUUGAUAAGGCAACCUACUCUCAUUGUAUCAUGUUUAUAAUGGUCCAUAUGCGAAGACUGGAAAGAGCGGGCGGGGAAAUCGAAUUGAAUUAAGAGAUCUGUGAUGUUUUUAUGACAACUGCUGAUGGUUUAUAUAAAUUUAACAGGGCCUGUUUUUUUUUCCUCUCGGAUUAUACAGUGACAGUCUCAGUGACCUAAUAAGAUCAGACAGACUGAAUAGACCUGUAGCACUUUCCUUUAUUUAUUUGUGUUCCAUUUGGCAGCCAGUCCUGUCUAGGUAUCCUUAGGAUAAUAUCCAUGCCUUUGUUCAUACUACACUGCCGAGUAGUGAAUGGACUGGGAGCUACCUGUGGUUAAUUACAAAUUCAUGGUGGUAAUAUUAACCCAUAGCUGGAGGGAGACAGGUAGCCGAGUGCCAACCUCGGUUCAUUCUGCACGAUUGUCACCCGGUUAAUUCAUAAUCCAGAAAUUGAGGGGAAAAUUCAAGUUGAAAAAUUCCACACCUUGACUAACUUGAUUGUGUCAGUCUCAGUGUGGAGUCAAGCUUUGAUGUCACGGGCUGUAUUGACCUUAAGUCUUAUCUAAUCUUUAGACUUUGAUGAAUAACCAGAGAGCCUUAUAGAAUCCUACCUGUAUGGACCGUAAUUACUUCAAUUAGUGCAUCCCCAAGCAAUUGUGAAUUCUUUGCUUAUUGUUAACCUACUAGCAAUUACCUGUAUAUAUAUAUAUAUAUAUAAAUCUAAGUAAGGAAAUAUGAGUUCAGACUGUUGAUCACCAUCACAUGAGCUGCUGUUAAUGACACAGAAAUGCCCCUUUCUAUUGUGCUCUUUUUCUUCAAAGGGACUAGUAUGAACCCUCUCAUGUGUAGGUCUCAGCUGCAAUAUCUAGCAAUACUCAGUUUUGCAAAAAUUGAAGCAAAUGUAAGAGCAGAUGGGAGAGGGUUUAUGUAUUUUUUUUUUUUGGGGGGGGGGAGGGGGUCUAUUCUGCUUCCCUUCAACAACUGACAAUUUCCUCAGCAAGUGCUCAAAUGUAAAUACUGAAUGAGUAUAUAUUGUAUAGAAAUCUAUUAUAUAAGUGAAAGAGGAAUAUUUUUGUACCUAGACCUGGUAUGUCUAGAGUCACACAAAAAUUUAAGUCUCACGUGGAAGUAGAGUGUGCAACAAUUUCUGGAAGCUAGACUACAAAAUGCCAAGCACUACAAAUAGAAUACUGAAGAACACGGUUGAGUUUUUAUUUUUGAAGGGGUCAACAUAUAAUUGGCUCUUCACCUGGCCAUAUCUACGGCCCUCUGAAUGUUUGGUUUAAACUAUCAGUUCUAUCUGUGUAUACAUGCAGAGAUAUGGGCUGAUUUUUUGUAGUGAGCUUGAAUGCCCUGUGCUUUACGACACUGGAUAAAUAACACCUUCCAGACCCUGUAAAUAUCACUCGUAUUAAUUAAGACAGGUGAGGUUUGAUGAAGAAAAUACAACCCCCACCUGAAAUAUUAGUUGAAAGUGGACACUGCUUUCAUGCUGUUGUUAUAAUAUCAUUGUUUUUUAUUGCUAUUGGUAUGAUUCAUUUUAUUGUUUUAUUUAUCUUUUUACUCUGGAAAAUGUGGUUAUUACAUAAUACUACUCUUUCAAAAGCAAAACAAAAAAAUGUGAAAAUCGUAAGUAGAUGUUACAGUACAACUGCGUGAAAUCUGUAUUCCCAACCUUGGAAAUGUGAUUUAGUCAAAGAUUAAAGACAUUUUCAUAAGUAU